Hevea brasiliensis (rubber tree) is the source of this 2225-nucleotide messenger RNA. Its product is annotated as 4-alpha-glucanotransferase, chloroplastic/amyloplastic. The transcript is spliced from 16 exons. Lineage: Eukaryota; Viridiplantae; Streptophyta; Magnoliopsida; Malpighiales; Euphorbiaceae. Gene Ontology annotation, biological process: carbohydrate metabolic process. The record is from RefSeq and is a predicted model, not a curated record. Bases 152 to 1927 code for a protein of 591 amino acids. Gene Ontology annotation, molecular function: 4-alpha-glucanotransferase activity.
GGAUCUGAUGCUUCCUCUUUUUUCGUCGUUUCUUAGCAAAAACAGUAAUACUCUCUCCCUCUGUUUUUAAGCUAACUCGCCUCCCUCAUCCAUCCACUGCAACUCCUGCUCCCUCUCUCUCUUUCUCUUCCAUUUAUCUACAUGCCAAUCCAUGGCGGUCCUUAGCUCUCGCUCCCUCCUUUCUCCUUCUUCUUCUCUUUUCUAUCUCGUAAAGCUCAAUCCCUCCUCUUCUCUCCCUUCUUCAAUUUCCUUUCCUCUCUUCAACUCCCAACCCAAGCUCCACACCUCAAAUCUCAUUUUCAAAACCGAAGCCGUGUCUUCAUCAUCUAUCGUCGGCGUCGGCGUCGGCGAGGACUUGCCCGCCGAUUACGACGAAUGGUUUCCCAAACCUGAUCCUAUCCAUAGGAGGAGAGCCGGCAUUUUGCUCCAUCCGACGUCGUUCCAAGGGCCAUACGGCAUUGGAGAUCUCGGAGACGAGGCUUUUCGUUUCAUUGAUUGGCUUCAUGACGCUGGUUGCUCUGUUUGGCAGGUUCUUCCUCUUGUGCCUCCAGGAAGAAAGGCUAAUGAAGAAGGAUCACCAUACUCAGGGCAGGAUGCAAAUUGUGGUAAUACGCUCUUAAUUUCUCUGGAAGAGCUUGUAAAGGAUGGAUUGUUGACAAAGGAUGAGCUUCCAGAUCCAGUAAUCUCUGAUCGUGUGAACUUUUCUGCUGUUAGUAAGCUAAAGGAUCCCUUGGUAGCUAAGGCUGCAGAGAGGCUUAUUCAGAGUGGUGGUCAGCUUAAAAGUCAGCUUGAAGAUUUCCGCAAAGACCCUAGAAUAUCAGGUUGGCUUGAAGAUGCAGCUUAUUUUGCUGCUAUUGAUGAUACUUUAAAUACAUUGAAUUGGUACGAUUGGCCUGAACCUUUAAAAAACCGCCAUCUUGCAGCCUUGGAGGAAAUUUAUCAAAGCAAAAAGGAUUUUUUACCCACUUGUGCUGUGCAGAUAGAGAUUUUCAUCGCCCAACAGUUCUUGUUCCAGAGGCAAUGGCAGAAAGUGCGCAACUAUGCAUGGGAGAAGGGAAUUAGUAUAAUGGGGGACAUGCCCAUUUAUGUAGGUUAUCACAGUGCUGAUGUUUGGGCAAAUAAGAAACAUUUUUUGUUGAACAGGAAUGGCUUUCCUCUUCUAGUCAGUGGUGUUCCUCCUGAUGCCUUCAGUGAUACAGGUCAAUUGUGGGGCAGCCCUCUCUAUAAUUGGAAAGCCAUGGAGAAAGAUGGAUAUUCAUGGUGGAUACGCCGCAUACAACGAGCUCAAGAUCUGUAUGAUGAAUUUAGGAUUGACCAUUUUAGAGGUUUUGCUGGAUUUUGGGCUGUUCCUUCUGAUGCAAAAAUUGCAAUGGUUGGAAACUGGAAGGCUGGACCUGGGAAAUCCGUCUUUGAUGCCAUCUCCAGAGCUGUAGGAAAGAUCAGCAUCAUAGCAGAAGAUUUGGGAGUUAUUACUGAGGAUGUAGUGCAGCUUAGGAAAUCUAUUGGUGCUCCGGGAAUGGCUGUCCUUCAGUUUGGUUUUGGAAGUGAUGCAGAUAACCCUCAUUUACCUCAUAACCAUGAAGCCAAUCAAGUUGUAUACACUGGAACUCAUGAUAAUGAAACGAUCCGAGGUUGGUGGGAUGUUGUAGAGCAAGAGGAGAAGUCAAAUGUACUGAAGUAUCUUUCAAUUACUGAAGAAGAUGACAUAUCAUGGGCACUCAUCCAAGCUGUAUUUGCAUCAGUGGCCCAAACUGCUGUAAUACCCCUGCAAGAUAUUCUUGGACUUGGGAGUUCUGCCAGGAUGAACAUUCCUGCUACUCAGUCUGGAAACUGGAGUUGGAGGAUACCUAGUUCCAUAAGUUUCAAUCAAAUGGAGAAAGAAGCAGCAAGACUAAGGGAUUUGCUUUCAAUGUAUGGGCGGGUGUAGAUGAAGACAGCAAAUGCAUUCUUAGAGGCUACACUUGGAUUUUGCUUCCGCAAGUUUCAAUGAACCUUAUAGUUUAGCGCUUAGGCCACCUCAGAGGCUACUCUCUCUCUCUUUUUUCUUUUUUUUUUUUUUUUCUGAAAUAAGGCUACACUUAAUUAUUGAUAAGUCAUCUUCUUGUAGAAUUAUUUUGAACAUGCACGAAUAAAUCCUUGCACGGUUGCUUGUCGAAUCAAUAAACCAGCUGACUUGAUUUCAGAGUUUUUACUAGUCUAAUAAACAUUUUCAUUUUCAUUUAGCA